This is a messenger RNA of Mizuhopecten yessoensis (Yesso scallop), 1201 nucleotides long. Its product is annotated as spermatogenesis-associated protein 7-like. Gene Ontology annotation, biological process: microtubule cytoskeleton organization. NCBI's taxonomy places the organism in Eukaryota, Metazoa, Mollusca, Bivalvia, Pectinida, Pectinidae. The annotation marks the transcript as partial. The transcript is spliced from 5 exons. The record is from RefSeq and is a predicted model, not a curated record. Gene Ontology annotation, cellular component: axoneme; ciliary basal body.
GGAUGCAGGCCAAAUCCAACAUGACAGCAAUGAAGGGCCAGCUUGGAUUGCGGAGCAGUGCGCUGGCCCCGACCUCGGCCAAACUGACUACUCAGUACCUUGUGCUGGACCACAUGAAUAACCAUUACAGCAAAAUUGUCAAUGCCAGAUCUGCCAUAGAUAACAGACCACCAAAGGUGUUGGCAACCAGUCAGAAAGCUCGUGACAGGAAGACUCGAGACUAUGUGAAGAAGACUGGUGUACGUCCUGGCUCCAGCAUGAACGUCCGUCCCACUUCCAGAAAUGUUUAUUACGACGACAUGGACGGAAUGGAUGACCAGGCAGCACUGAAUGACUUUGAUCCUGAAGAUGAUGAUGAUCGUUUAGUUUUGGACAUUAUGAAGACAACUUUAAAAUCCAACAGGCAAGACAGGGUAGAAAGUACUGAGGCAACAUACGGCGGUUCACUAUCCUAUGAUGCCAAUAAUGGACAAAGUCAAGGUCAAGGUCAAAACUACUACAGUGAAGGUCGAAGCUAUCAGCAGCCAGACCCCCAAGGUUACCUUUACCAGGCCUAUUCCCAUCAGCAAGUCAAUAGAUCUGGCUAUCCCAAGAGGCCCUCAUCUGCUAGAUCCGUACGAUCAGCUGCUAGUGGGGUGUCAAGGUCAGCAUUGGCUCAGGGGGCAGCACACAACAGAAAGGUUGAGGAUGGCGACAUACUUGCCACGAGGAAACAUGUAUUUACUGAACCCGAGAAACCAUUCACACCGAGAACUCUGAAGUCAACGAGAACAUCCAAGCUCAGUCAAACAAAAUUUUACACCGCUCCGCCGCAGAAGAGGAAGGACCAAACGGAGGAGAAACACAGUGACAAACAUUUAGCCGAAAGUGUCCAGAAACCAAAGCCUAAACCAAGAAGGGCAAGGUCACCGCUCAAUAGGACAGAAACUCCAUUAACCGAUACCACUCUGAUGUACGAGACUUUACAGAGUAGGGAUUUCACCAAGUAUAACAAAGAUAAGAUGGUUCCCACGCUGGACAUCUCCAUGGACAAGGACCAUCUUAACUGGAUCAAAGAACAGGCUUCCAAAGCGGAGGUCCGCGCCAAAAGUUCCACGCUCAAGGCCAACAUGGAACGAAUCAAGGAGAAAGAUAUGCUGGACACGACCGAUAUGGGUCAAACAGGAGAACUGUCCACAGGUACUCUGGGCCGAACCACAAG